Schistocerca cancellata (South American locust) is the source of this 3618-nucleotide messenger RNA. Its product is annotated as zinc finger protein 99-like. Gene Ontology annotation, biological process: regulation of transcription by RNA polymerase II. Bases 436 to 1731 code for a protein of 431 amino acids. Gene Ontology annotation, cellular component: nucleus. The transcript has a single exon. Gene Ontology annotation, molecular function: DNA-binding transcription factor activity, RNA polymerase II-specific; RNA polymerase II cis-regulatory region sequence-specific DNA binding. NCBI's taxonomy places the organism in Eukaryota, Metazoa, Arthropoda, Insecta, Orthoptera, Acrididae. The record is from RefSeq and is a predicted model, not a curated record.
ACUCAGACUACUGGUGGGAGCUGCAGCAAAUCAUGUGAGGAAACUUGUCACCAUAGACUGGUCCAGGAAGAGUUGGUGAUAGACAUGGAGAAGUCAACACAUGGGUUCAGUACCAAUACAGAAGAUGUGACUGUUGAUAAGGAAUGCUCAGUUGCCACCCGAUAUGACUGCAGUACGAGGGAAAAGGAAUUACAUGUAUAUAGCUGUAAUUUCUGCCAACAGAGCUUUCCUUCAAAAUACAGACUCAUAAUGCAUAUGACAAUGAGUGAGAAUUGUCAAUUUUUAACUGCUGACAGUCAUGAAAGAUAUGGCCAUAGUGAUGAGCAUCAAAGCAGUACCUUGUUGGAUAGCGAGCCAGAAGUUUCUGUCACACAGUACAGUGAGCAGUCGUCAUGUAAGGAAACUUGGAAAGUGUCAAAGAAGCCCUCUAACGACAUGUGUAACACACACAUGACAAAUGAUAGAGAGGAAAAAGGUAAUUAUGGAACUUCGUCUAUAGCUGUUAAUGUCAGUGCCCAGGCUGAUCUACUUACUGCAAACAGAACUGACAGAUGUGGUAUUUGUGGCAAAUUGUGUGCUAGGUCAGGUGAUCUCAAGAGACAUUGUUACAUUCAUACCGGGAAAAAGCUUCACAAAUGUGAUAUUUGUGACAAAUGGUUUGCCCGGUCAGGUAAUCUAAAGGCACAUAUGUUAAUUCACACUGGAAAGAAACCGCACAAAUGUGAGAUUUGUGGGAAAUCUUUCACGGUGUCAGGUAGUCUCAAGAAACACGUAUUACUUCACACUGGAAAGAAACCUCACAAGUGUGAGAUUUGUGGGAAAUGUUUUGCCUUGGCAAGCAGUCUCAAGAUACACACAUUAAUUCACACUGGAAUUAAACCUCAUACAUGUGAGUUUUGUGGGAAAUCUUUUACUAUGUUAAGUUAUCUCAAGAAACAUGUAUUAACCCACACUGGAAAGAAACCUCACAAAUGUAAAAUUUGUGUGAAAUCUUUUGCUAGGGACCACCAUCUCAAGAGACACAUUUUAAUUCACACUGGAAAGAAACCUCACAAAUGUGAGAUUUGUGGGAAAUCUUUUGCUUGGUCAUAUAAUCUUAAGAUACAUGCAUUAAUUCACACUGGAAAGAAACCUCACAAAUGUGAGAUUUGUGGGAAAUCUUUUGCUAGGUCUGGUGAUCUCAAGCAACAUUCAUUAAUUCACUCUUUAAAGAAACCCCAUAAAUGCGAUAUUUGUGGGACAUCUUUUGCUUUGUCAGGAAAUCUCAGGAAACAUGUAUUAAUUCACAUCGGAAAGAAACCUCACAAAUGUGAGAUUUGCAACAAAUCGUUUGCCCAGUCACGUCAUCUCAAGCAACAUGGAUUAAUUCACACUGGACAGAAACCUCACAAAUGUGAGAUUUGUGGGAAAUCUUUUGCUAGGUCAGGCGUUCUCAAGCAACAUUCAUUAAUUCACUCUGGAAAGAAACCCCAUAAAUGCGAUAUUUGUGGGAAAUCUUUUACUAGGUCAGGUGAUCUCAAGACACACUCAUUAAUUCACACUGAAAAGAAACCCCACAAAUGCGAUAUUUGUGGCAAAUCGUUAGCCACAUCAGGUUCUCUCAAGAGACACACAAUAAUUCACACUGGAAAGAAACCUUACAAAUGUGAGAUUUGUGGGAAAUCUUUUGCCCAUUCAGGUCAUCUCGAGAGUCACAUAUUAAUUCACACUUUAAAGAAACUGCACAAUUGAGAUUUGUGGCAAAUCAUUUGCUAGAUCAGGUGAUCUCAAGACACAUACGUUAGAACACAUUAGGAGGAGAACUCACAAAUGUGAUGUGACAAAAGUUUCAUUCAGGUGGGAACUCUUAAGACACAUGCACUACUUCACAUCAAAAAGAAAUUACGACAAAUAGAUUUUCCUGGUUGGUGCUCUAAAGGCCUAUAAAACAAUGGAUGUGGCAGGGGGACAGUAAAUUGCAUUGCCUGUGAAAUAAAAUUAAAAUGUGGUAGGAUUGUGAAAAAAUGUGCAAUAAUGUGACAAUAUAUAAAUCCGUAUCUGCCACUUUACAUGUCAAGAAAUGGUAAUCCUAAAUACUCCAGAAACAUGAAUCAAAUGUGUUUUUGUCAUUAGCACUGCUGCUUUUUCCUAUAGAUUUUGAGACAAGAAGAUUGUGAAUUCUGAUAAAUCCUUAAAUUUGUCAGUAAUCAUAAGUACUAUGCAAUAUUCAGUAUAAGGCCAAGGUAAUGUGAUGACUUGCUGUUUAUUAUUCCAAACAAAGUCAUCAUGUAGUACUUGUAUCUAUGUAUUUUAGAAACAGUGACAGUAAAAAUAUAUUCAUGGCACUUGCUUCAUUCAGACUGGUAACCUCAAAACUGGAGAAACACAAUUAUAAUAAUUGUUUUACUUGGAUAUGUUUUCUCAAGGGAUUUGCUGUGUCAUUAAUAGUGUGUACAUUUAUGUUCUGUUAGUACUAAUCCUGCAUAAGUACACGUAACAGCAAAUAUAGCAACCUGCUUAAUAGCAUGUUUGUCCACUGUUGGAACACAGUACUUGACACAUCAUUUACAUGUUUCUGGGUUUAUGUUGCACCAGUUGUAUUCCACACAUUGAGAUCAGCUAAAUGGUGUGGUCAAGACAUCGGUGUUAGUUACCAUGCUACUCAGACCAAUGUGGAGUUGUUCUGCACAUGUGACAUGGACAAUUAUCCUGCUGAAAGAUACCUUCAGCAUGGGAGAGCUCACCAGGAAUGCAGUUGCAAUAAAGGUCACAUAGUCUGCAACUAUCAUGAUGCCUUCUAUUACUACCAAAUGUCCCAAAGGAGCCAAAGUGACUGCCCCCAUAGCAUAAUGCACCCUCCAUCUGGCGCCAUUCACCUAUAUAGCAUAUCUGGAUGUACAACUGACCUGGUGUAACAGGAAAUGUCACCCAUCCUGGCAGUUGAUGUUUGCAUUGACCUUCAUUCUAACCUCAGUGAUCCCUUGCCCACUGCAGUUGCAAUUGAACAUUUUGGUGGAUCGAUAUGGAAACAUACAGAGACCAUAUGUUGUAGAGCCCCAUGUUCAACAAUGUACAUGUACAUUGAAUUGUCUGUUCAAAAACGUGUACGGCUGCUCUAGCAUUGUUAUCCCUCAUUAGAUAUGCCACACAUUGCCUCAUGUCCAGCUUUACAGAGCAGGCAAGCAUCUGACUUCCAUGAUUGGUGUUGAAGUGUAUAUGUAUUACAUCUUUUCAUAAGGUUAUGAAUUUAUCACCUUUCAGCCACUUCCACAGAUGUUCACAACAGUAGCAUAGAUCUAGCCAACCAGCUUCACCACUUUUGAGCUGCUAGUUCCCAACUGCCAUGCCAUUGUAACUUCACGUUUGCUAAAGUCACUUAUGUCAUUGGAUUUACAUGUUUGCAACCCAUUUAACUGGUAGAACAAUUCCUUGUAAAUCUCUGAUCUGCUUAUAUACUUGUAAUCUGCUCACUGCAUCAUGUGCAUACAUGUGGCGUUCAUUCUCCUCAUGGGCAGUGUUCAUGACAUUUUUGCCCAUCAGUGCAUCUUCACGUAAAUCAGUCAGAUGCGAAACUGUAAUUUAAGAAAUUCAUCAUGCUUGGUUGCCAUUUACACCAGUGCACAAUAGCUGUAUUUUUUU